Molecule: messenger RNA, 3328 nt
Organism: Passer domesticus (house sparrow)
Lineage: Eukaryota; Metazoa; Chordata; Aves; Passeriformes; Passeridae
Product: exocyst complex component 1-like
Exons: 17
Coding region: 252-2420 (722 amino acids)
Biological process (GO): exocytosis; Golgi to plasma membrane transport
Cellular component (GO): exocyst; plasma membrane
Molecular function (GO): phosphatidylinositol-4,5-bisphosphate binding
Source: RefSeq, a predicted model, not a curated record
AUCAUUUCCUGUUCUGAGGCUCCCUGUGGCUGAUCCCCUCCAUUUCGGCUCCUCUGGCCAGCCUGGAUUGUGAGCGUCAGUUGGAGAAGUUUUGCAAGUGGAUCUCCAGCAUCUUAGAGGAGAAGAAAACCUUUCUUAGUGCUUGUGGAAGCUGAACUGGUGCUGUCCCCUUUGUGAACAACCCCUUGGGUGCUGUGGAAGGAAAGGAGUUGUGCCUGCUGCUCUCUGUGAGGAGAUCUGCAGCCCCAGGGAUGCAGCGGUGCCGGCAGGACGGGCAGGAGCGGGCGGAGGCUGAGCUGCAACAGGGGCUGAGCCCAUCCCAGGGACUGAGCCCAUCCCAGGGACUGAAGGAGGCUGCAGCUGUGCUGGCGCUGAUGGAGGAGCACGAGGAGCCCCUGCUGAACCACUCCGUGGCCUUCACAGAGCACCUGUGCCAGGAGCUGCAGGGGCUGGAGGAGGCCAACCUCCAGGCCCUCCUCUGCUCGGAGCAGGAGGCGGCCCAGCUGAUGAGCUGCCUCGACGAGGCGCUGGCCGAGGUGGCCCGGGUGGAGGAGACCCUGCAGCUCUGCCAUGAGCUGCUGGGGGGUGUGAGGCAGCAGAUGGAUCACAUCCACCGGGAGAACUCCCUGCUGCACCGCCUCGCUUCCAACAGGACCCGGCUGAUGGAUGAGCUCCUGCUCCUCACGGGCCAGCUGCAGCUGAGCAGGGAGCACCGCGCCGCCCUGUGCCGCGCGGAUCUGUCCAGCCCUGCAGCCAUCGGAGCCUGCACGGCUGCAGCACGGGCCCUGUCCUCCUGCAUGGACCUUCCCAUCCACCCCAGUUACCGGAAGCUGCAGGCAGUGGCAGAGCAGCUGAUCCUGUUUGAAACCCUCAAGCAGAACUUUGAGAGCUCCUUCAUCAACCACAUCACAAACAUCUUUGAGCUGCAGGGCAAUUCCCAGGCCCCUGCUCCUGGUGUCCCAAGCCACAGGCCCCACCACGAGGAGCUGCUGCCCUACAGCCCCCUCAUGGCCUGGCUGAGGAGCAGCAGCCCUGCUCUGUUCUGGGACCUGCCCAAGGUGUAUUCCCAGAACCUCGGCAGACUCUACGAGCGGGAAAUCAGAGCCCUUUUUGAACAGGCCAAGGUCUCCCUGUCAGGGAGAAGGAAAGGAAGUCUGCAGGACACUUGGGAGAAGCCAAUGGGGACCAGGCAGCCCCGGUGGAGCCUCUCCAGGAGCAGGGAAAGCCAGGAGGACACCCCAGCCAGGGGGAACAUCCACAGGGUGUUGCAGCAGGUGCUGAGCGAGCUGCAGCCCCUCUGCACCUCGGAGCAGCAAUUCCUGCAGGAAUUCUUCUGGCUCGGCUGUGACUCCGUGGAGCUGCAGGCGCUGGGGGGAUCUGCCACUAAGGGAGGAGAGCCCAUGGCACCUCCAGAGGAGCCUCCUCGCACCAAGAGCCGGAGCCAGCCAGAAGAAGCCAUAACCCAACUGCUGAGUGAGAUCUUCAGCUGCCUGGAGCCGGAGCUGAGGGCAUUUCUGGAUGUCUGCAACAAGGUUCACCCACUGGGCUGCCUGCAGGUCCUGGUGGCCUUGAGUGACUCCGUGUUUGGGACCUGGGGCCCUUCCUCAGCUCCCCCCUCGUCCUUCCUGCACGCCCUCCUGGGGAAUGUGCUGCUCCUGGCCAAGAGCAACUUCAACAAAUGCAUCGGGACCUUGUGCAAGGAGAUGGAGGAGGCCAAGACUGCCAGCAGGACGAGAGGGGGGAUCCUGCCCUGUGUCAGCCGCUUCCAGGAGUUCGUGGCGCUCUCUGAGGAGGUGUUCCAGACAUCCCAGCGCCGGGGGGAGCUGGACAAGGCCCAGCUCAGGCUGGCCAGCAGCGUCUUCAGCAGCAUCAACAGCCUCUCCUCAGCAAACCUGAAAGUGAACACGGAUAUGGUGAUGAUGGAAAAUUUCCACCACAUCCACAACUUCCUGUGCCAAAGGAACAUCCCCUGCCUGGAGGGCAAGAAGAGAGAAGCCAAGCAAAGGUCCAGGGAGCAUAUGGAGAAAUACGUCACCAUGUACGUGGGCCAGCCCCUGGAGAGGCUGAAGCAUUUCUUCGAGGGGGUCAAAGCCCGCCUGGCUCAGGGGGUGAAGGAAGAGGAGGUCAGCUUCCAGCUGGCCUACAGCAAGCAGGAACUCCGGAAAGUCAUUGAAAAAUAUCCUGGCAAGGAAGUCAAAAGGGCCCUGGAGAGCCUCUACAGGACAAUCCACAAACAUCUGUCCCCAGAGGAAAAUCUUCUGCCGGUGGUGUGGCAGGCCAUGGAGCAGGGAUUCAUCCGGCAGUACCAAGAGUUUGAGGAGCUCAUCCAACGCUGCUACGCAGGAGCAGGGAUUGCCCUGGACUUCACCAUGGAGGAUGUGCUGAGCUAUUUCAACUCCAUCACCAUGUCCAGCAUGUAGGGAAAUUCCUCUCUGGAUGUCGGGAGCAGCUCAGGAAUCCUUGUCUGCAGCCACACCUCCAAGGAGCUGAACACAAAGCCAUUCCCAAGUAGGAUAUUUGGGUUCCUACCCUGAACUUAAUCCCAAAGUCCCUCUGACUUGUUGGUCCUGCACUAAAUCUCUCUUGAGGAAGUGGAGUUGAUGGACCCAAACCACAACUUCCCUGCUCCAGGAAACCAUUUUGCCACCAGGAAAUGACACUCCAAGCCUCAGAUUUCCCCGAGUGAGCACUGGUGCCGCAAUCCUCAGCAGAACAUUCACAAUGGAAAAAUGUCUUCUCUCCAGGGACUUUCUCCUUUUCUGUGCUCGAAUUUCAGUGACCUGUGCUGAACCAGGGUGUUGAACCACAUGGAGACGCUCUGAGUGUGAGGUGUUCCCACAUCCAGGUAUCCCAACAGGCACUGCUGCUCCAUGGCUUUCCGCUGAAAGUCAUCCAGCAGAUGAAAGUCCAGAGCUGUAAAUAUUAAUGGAUUUAUUGCUUUUAGCUCAGAUUUACUCACAUCUUAACUGGAGUGGAGAAAUGUGCAGUUCUAGAGAUCCAAACUGAUCCUGCAGGGAAUUGCCUGCUUUUAACCCGUUUUUGUAGGAAUCUUCCUACAGCAACUCACCAAUAUAUUGUCAUUCUUCAAAUGUUGUCUCUGUUUCUUGGGAUGAUCAUGGGGCUCACAUAUUUUCUGUCACAAACUUCUUCCUAAACAACUGCAGAGUUUGAACUCCUUGAUAUUUGCUUCACAGAACAAAGAUUAUUUUAUUUAUUUUGUGUGUCAGGAAAUUAUCUUGGAGGCAAGAUUCCCUGUGCAUUGCCAGGGAGGUGGGAGGCUGCCGUGGCUGCUUGGACAGCCCCUCUUCUCCAGGGAUAUCCUGGCUUC